AUGAAAUUACCAUCUCAGCAAAUAUUAAAACAAAGAGUCAAAAGAACCGAUGUCAAGUGAGAUUUCUAAUAUUUCUAUCCCAAAAGUUUGCAAGCUAAACUGCCGAAAUUGACAGUUACAAUAUUUGAUGGAUCGCAAAUCAGAAUAUAGGCCGAAGGUCGAGAUUCAUUGCGAUUUCACUGCAAUGAAAAACGAUGCAAUACAAAUCCACCGGUUCACUCGAGCCCAACCUCGUACCCAGGGCUUCUGCGCUUAUUGCUCUCAGAAGCCCUGGGAUAAUCCAAACCGUAGCCUGCGUGCAGGCCCAAGGGAACUGAUAGUGGGCCUGCAACCAUCACCCCAUGUUUUCGAUUUUCGCCGGCCGAACCGCCGGCUAAAUUCCCAUUGGCUAGCUGAGGCAAUCGGUAAUUAAUUAACCUAGCGUGCAGGCCCAAGGGAACAGUGAUUCAUCACAAAGGCAUAGACAAAGGCUCUCGAUAAGCUUAAAAUUUGAAAAUUGAUCACUUUUUUCGAUUACAAAUGGAACAAGAACAGACUGUUUAUUGUUUACUUGAAGGAAGGCAUGUUUUUGCCGUUAUGCCAAUGGGGAUUGCUUGUCGUGAUGUGUUGGAAUAGCAAAUUACGACUGGGGUAAACUAUAGUAACCUUUACUUGAGUUUCAUUAAUUUCAAAGAGACUUCAGUUGAUACGUUAUGUGUUCUCACUUCCUCAAGAAAAUUAUUUUUUGGUUGAUGUUGAGAUGCAGUUGCAUGUAAGGACUGUAAGCCUAUUCGAAACACUUACAAGGCUUCGCUGAGAGAGCGAAACAGAAGGCGGUAUUAAAUUGCCGUUUGAAACGAAACGAUCUGGACUUGGAACGCUCUCUUCUUUUGUAGAGUUCUUUACCAAAUGAAAUAAAUGAAAUAAAUUUCGUACUUUCCGCCGCCAACAAGAAUUGCACACACGAUCUGAUAAGUGAGACAAUUUAUUUAUAAAAAUGCCAAUGGCGACAGCGAAGCACACAUAAUAUAAAUCCUAAUGUGGUCGCCCGACUUCCCUCAUGAUUUGAAGUUUGAGACUGGUUUUCUGUUGAAAUUCGUCCUAAUUUGCCUGUUCCGAUUUUAGUUGAAAAUGAGCACUUGCAAAUUUGGCAAUUACUGACUGCGUUGCUUGCUUUUUGGGAGUUAAAACGCAUCCAUUUACACAUUGUUUAUUAGUGUUCUGAAUAAGCAGAGAAAACCCCGCUACAUUUUAAUGCGAGUUUGUUUGUUAAUAUUUGGGUGCUGUCAUUGGUUCUUUUUUGACAAUUGACGCGCGAAUGGGGCGUGUUAUGAAAAGGGGCGUUUUACAAAAUACCGGGCGAUGGUUGCAGGCCCACUAUCAGUUCCCUUGGGCCUGCACGCAGCGUCACUUGUGCAGCGUCACGGUUAUUGAGCUCAUUGUAUUUUCGUAUAAUUAAGUAAUCGUCCAAUAAAGAUAGCUGAGAUGAAAGGUGCCAGCCACGAUGAAUAAUAUUUAAUGAAGUUGAGACAAAGGAUUUGUGCAUGGUGAGGUCCAGUUCAACAUCAAACAAAGGCCUUCUAUUUUAAGCUUUGAAGUUUGCCGCGAGGUUUGCCGGGCUUCCAGACCAAAAUAUUGACAGACUAUGACACGAGGUAAUUUAAUUGCCCAGCACAUUGCGUUGAUGGUCAGUCAUAUCUCAUUAUUUCAUUGCAGAUUUAUUCAACAGUCUUUUAUUGACAUGGAAAAUGUUUUUGAUCUCAUGAAAGAGAAACUAGAAGUAAGUGAAUGAGAGUAUUAGUCAUUUUCAUUAUGUAUUUCAGGUAUUUAUAAUGUUACAGUUUUGUAUUCCAAGAAUUCUAAGACUAUCCAAUCUGAGAUUAAAAGUCGUCCAUGGCCAGAAAUCAAGGACAUAAUUAACAUUGUUGAAAGGUUUUUGUAGAUGGAAUGGUACGUUUGAAAGAAACAGGAAUACGUAAUGAGGCAAAUUAAAUGUAGUAACGUAUACUUUGGCUCAAAUACAACAAUAUAAGCAAUUAUAUUUUCCCCGUUCUGGGUUGCCAAACUCUCUUAUACUUGCAUUUACGCAGCCGUUCCUUGUUAGGUGUAAAAAUGUAUGAAAUUUUCGCUCAAAAUUUCCAUCUACAAAAACCCUUCAAUAUUUAUAUCCUUCAAUAUUUAUAUCCAAAAUCCUGAUAUUUACUCAUCAUUAACGUUCUACUUCCUUAUACUAAUUUGCAUUUCACGUUAAAAUAUGGCUUCAACUGUGAAUAUAGUAAAUUGUGUUACGAGUGAUGUUGUAAAUAGCAAAAUAUGAAAAUAAGGUAGGCCGUUUGCAACUUGUCCUGAUUGCUGGUAGCAAAACAAAGCAUGUUGAAGUAUUUAUGUAUUUGAUUGUUUUGCUUCACAUUUCCAGCCAUCCUGCUUUUCCUUUGUACCGAAGCUAUAUGUGAACAUGAUAUGUAAAUUAGUGAGGAAGAAGAAUAUAUCAUGCCCGUAAUUUUGUGGCUAUCUGCCUUGGGCAUUCAACAGAAAUUUCUCCAAGGCAAUGUCAAUAAUCACAAAAAGCAAGCAGGUGAAGAGGUUGUGAAAAUGUCAGAUGCAUCCACAUAUUAACGACAUAUAGUUGCAUUUUUCGCAGCUGUUCCUGGUUAGGUCUAGUAAAUGUAUUUGAAAUACUCAUUAAAAAUUCAUAAACCUUGUGUCAAAUCAUAUCAGCCAUAACAUGUCACGUGGAGUGACUUUAUAUCUGAUAAAACUCAUCUUCAUUAGUAUUCUUUAUAUAAAAAUUUUAUUGUUCAUCCUAAUUAGUAUGAUUAUAUAAUCGUUCAUCCUAAUUAGUAUUCUUUUGUUGUCGUAUUUUAAGCUAUUCAAAACACUCGAACUCGCGUUUUAUCAUAUCUAAAACGCUCGGUUGCGCCUCGCGUUUUAAAUAUGACAAAACACUCCUUCUCGUAUUUUAAAUACUACAUAAAAUUUACACUCGAUCAUUUCCAUCUACAAAACUCAUUAUUAUUAUUCCCGAAGUUCAAUAUUUAAGGGUUACAGAUGACCCUAUAGACUUUCUACAAGUCGCCCGCUGGGUUGGUGAGUGUGUGGAGGCGACAUAAAUAUUUUCGUGUUCAUUGACUGUGAAAACAAUCAAUUUCUAAAGAAAUGAAUAAUGAUAAUAAUUUUGAAUUUGCAUAGCGGGACUAAAUUGUCGCUGGUAGCCUAGUCAUCAAGGAAAUGGGGAUUCUGAAGUGAAGGACUUUGGAAAGUCAAGGAUGUUCUAUAAAUCUACAAGUAUUCAAUAAUUGAAAUAACUGUUGUUGGUUAUUUUUCUUGCUGUUAUAUAGAUUAAAGAUAUUCCUGAUGCUCCUCAGCUUAUAGUUGACGGUGGAUUAAUCAAGUUCAACAAUGUUCAUUUUUCGUACGAGAAAGGGUAAAUACUGCUUAUUGUACUCUUGCCCCGAUGGCCUCGUUUUCAUGUGGUUAUUUUCUCAUGUUUGUUGUCAUUAAGCGACAAAAGUUACUAUGGAAAAAUGAAUGUACAUUGUGUUAAAUAUAAUUUUUGUUCUUACUAUAGUAAAGAAAUUUUAAAAGGUAUAUCUUUCCUUGUAAAACCUGGUAAAACUCUUGCUUUGGUAAGUAUAUAAUUCCAAUUCUGAUGUAACUAGAAAUACAUGCAUGCAAUAAUACGUGUAUGUGGAUUAAUCCCCCACCCCUCGCCUAUAUUUUCCAAGCAUUGUUUCAACAUGAAGUAUUCUAAAUUACUCCAACACUGAACGCAGACUCGCGUUGCUCGUGUCGUGUUAGUCAUGGCAACACGGUCAUUGUUUCAUUGUUUUUUUAAAAUUAUUUUUGUACAAAGUGGAAAAAAAUGAAUGAAAAUUAAACACUUGUAACUGUAGAACUAUCAAUUUCUAAAAUUUAUAAAGUUGGUAUUUUAUUUUGCAUUUUAUGGGCUUUAUUUUAAUGUAAAAUUCAACACGAACGCUCCAUAAAACGUUUUUAAAUGUUCAUGGAAAUGAACUGCAUGCUUAAUUUGCCUUCGUACUUUGAAACUAAUUUUAAAUCAUGGAAAUAUUAAGUUGCUCUUCCUUUUAGUUUGAUUUUGUUUCAUUUGCUCUCCUUUAGUUUUAAACUUUCACACACAAAGAAAAGGAAAGCUGUACAUGUUUUAGGCACAAAUUGAACAAAGUCACGUAUAAACAGUCAACAAACAUACCCUAUAGCUACUUCAGGCUUUUCUCGUACUAAACCAAUUCUUAUCGUUUCUUUAAAAAUGGGAAAAUGUUUUACAACUUAAUGUGUGAAACGAUUUACCUAGCUUUCCUACAUGUUUUUUUACAUCUUUGCUUUCUUCAAUCCUGUCAAACAGGUAUAUUUUUGAGAUCAGUGAGAUGGGUGUAAAUAGCCGAGUAGAAUUAGUACCCCUGCCACGGGCUCCACACGAGUGGCUCGGGGAAAAUGUUGCUUACGGUUACCAUUUAAAACCUCCCUAUCUUUGCUGCUUAAUUUGCUACGAAAACUGCAAUCUUUCCCUCACCAAUCUUCUACUGAAACAAACUCAAUAAUUCAGAAGGAGUCAACUCCCACCCCAAUAAUUUCUGAAAGCCUUUAAAUGAUAGCUGAAUAACUGUGGUAGUAUAACAAGGCAUGUAGUAAAACACUGACUACCGGAACACCGGAACACCACCGGAACACCGGAACACCACCAUUUUGUUUAGGGUUUGGGGUUAGGGUUUGGGGUUAGGGUUAGGAUUGGGGGGUUAGGGUUGGGGUUCGGGUUAGGGUUGGGGGUUAGGGUUGGGGUUAGGGUUAGGUGGUGUUCCGGUGGUGUUCCGGCGGUGUUCCGGUGGUGUUCCGGUGUUCCGGUAGUCAGUGUUUUACUGCAUGCCGUAUAACAAAGCUGUAACAAUAGUUUUUGAACCAUGAAAGAAUUGAUAGUACAAGUUACAGUUAUACAUAGUACAAGCUACAGUGUAUGCACUGUGUGAAAUUUGAAGCAAAAAGUUUUCAGAACUAAGAUUCCCACCUACAAAAGCAGAGUUGCAAAAAAGCUGCGAGUAUGAGGGUACCACCCGUGGGGAAGGUUUAUAUACCAUAUGUGAGGUCAUUGAGGAAGUGUCGAACAUUCUUCCCCAGACUGUAUUAACACUAUAAAAAAUAAAUGACACAGUUGAUCAGGCAGAUUGAGGUUGGCAGGAUGCUGAUGUUGUACUGGUAGUUAUGACUAACAACAUUUCUUUACGCUGUAGGCUAGCAGUAGGAACCUUCUGUGACUGGCGUUUCGGCGGCAAUCGUAUAACAUAUACAUCUAGAUAUAGUUGGCAGUCCGUAUACAUGAUUGUCACAUGUUGGCAACCUAAUUCACUCAAUUUGAUUGUUCUUAUUCACCAUACAUAUCCAUCAUUUAGUGAUAUAUAUUAUAUUGGUGUUAUUACAUGAAUUAUAUUAUAUAUCUUGUUGUCCAGGUUGGUCCAUCAGGCAGCGGCAAGAGUACUGUUAUUCGAUUAUUGUUUCGAUUUUAUGACAUUGACUCGGGAUUAAUUAGCAUUGAUGAUCAAGACAUCAGUAAGGUACAGUAUUUAUAUCUAUGUACAACUGUAAAGUUUUUGGUGUAGCAAUUAGCCAUGCAAACAUUUCUUUGUGUUUUCUUGUCUUUAUCGUUUUGAGAAGCAUACUGCAGACAUAUCGGGGGCUUCCUGAAAGACUAGAAAAGACAAAGAGAGAUUCCGCUCCGCGCGUAAAAUUCCACCUAGUGGAAAACGGUCUUAAUACUUCUCGUACCGUGUAAUUUCCGAUACAAAUUGUUCAUGAUUAUGAAUUAUAUUUAAGGUUUCUCAGAAAUCCCUACGUCAACACAUCGGAGUUGUUCCACAGGAUACGGUGUUGUUCAAUGACAAUAUAAGGUAUGUCAUGUAUUACGGUCCAUUCAGAUUAGUCUAACAUGUUGGUCCUACAUCAUCCUGUAUUGUCAGUCGCAACAUGCAUGUUGGGUCUGUGUGAGCGUUGUGUUUGGUAAUGUUGGCUGAUGAUCACGUCCUCAGAAUCACGUUCAGAUUUUCCAACAUUGUUGGACCAAUUUUGGUCUGUUAGACUGACUGAAACAAGUCAUUCCCACUUUGUGCUGUAAAAUGUAAAUUGCAAAAGGUUCCUUUGUCACAACACAAAUUAGCCGCAGGAAAUGAAGACAUCUUAAGUAUUUGUAUUGAGAAAUGCUGUUUGCCGAGUUGGGGGAUUUCAUUUGAGAUUCAAUUCAGAAUAUUGUGGGGGUUUUUUUAAUUACAGUAUUUAUUAUUAGCAUGACAAAAUUACUGGAUGCUGAUUGGUUGAGAGGAGUACAAUUAUUUCAUUAAUUGUACUGCAGUACAAUUAAUGAUUUUCUCAAAACAAACAAAAUGGCGGAAAGGUAUUUUAAACACAAACAUGAACUGAAAUUGCCCGUGAGGAACUAGAUGAAAAUACGAACAAAAGCACCAAAUUUUGCUUGAACAAAAGAACUAAAUGAAAAUACAAACCGAAAUAGAUUAACUACCGAAAUAGAUUAACUCAAACACUAAACUCGUGUGUAAUAUUCACAUUUUGCGUUUCCCAAUAGAAUUUCAUUCAUGACUAUUUCUUCUCUCAGCUAAGCUUUUCUCCAACAAUGCUCUUUGUUGACCGAUUGUAUUUUUGUAUUUGCGCCAGCCGAUAUAAUGCCAGGUCUGUAAGUGUGAUAUAUGGCCAAUAAGCAAUAGCGACGUAAUGCUCCCACAAAGUUACGUAAUAUUCCCUAGAGCAAACAAUCCAAGAUGGCGACUACAAAAAAGAGUUGAUCUGUUCGUACAAAUGAGAAUCAGAAAGUGAAAAAGUCCGUAACUGCGGGUACUAUGGCAACAAUGACGUUCCAAAAUGGCUGCUAAUUUUCAUUUGAACUAGCUUAAUUCGAAAACAGCGUCGGUGACCCCCAAUUUUUAUUUUAUUAAAAGUUUUUUUCUAGUAUGAGCAAUCAUUAGGACAAUUUUUGUUGCAUGCCAUAUAUGGCAUGCAACUUUCAUAUAGCUCUAAAUUUCGUGUGGCGGAGAGCGGUGAGAGGUGAGCGGUGAGCGUACUAGUCACGUGGCAGAUUCGUAAAAUACGACAAAUACCGAGUUUUUCCGAUGAGCAUUUUCAUGCCUAGUUUUCGUCGAGGAAACGCAAAGAAAUAUUGAUUAUUCGCCGAAAAUUUACAUAAUUGAGCGCCUUUACUGUUUUUAGCUUACCUUAUAUUCUGUUAUUUGCUGUGAUUUUGGAGCCGUUGUGCUCGCACUGAUUAUUUAUCAAUUAUCAGGCGUUUAUAUUUAUAUAUCGUGAAAGCCUCAUAGCCGCGAACGCUAUCAAAAUACUCAAGCCAUUGUGCUCGCACUGAUUAUAUUGUGUGCAAAGCUUCAAAACUUAUACAGCACAUUUUGUAAAUAACAUGAUAUAUAAAUAUCAAACAAAAUUUGAAUUAUAAAUAGUAUUUAUACAUACUAUUGAAAUUUAAUACAACGAAAUAGCAACCAUUGUGAAGUACGCAUAAGAUUCAACAUGACAUUCAACAUGACAUUCGAUAUAGUGUAAAUUAACUCAUUUCAAUCACUCAAACGUCAAAAUGAUAAAUAAUAAUCAUUUUCAAUCUAUUAUAGUAAUUCACCGUUUUCACGGGUUUUUAUACCUUUAAAAAGUUACAAUAAAGCUAAAUCUAAUGGAAAUAACGUUAUUUAGUUAUAAAUUUGAUAAAACCUUGACCAAAACUUGUCCUUAUUAUUGUUAUUGUUAUUAUUACCGUCGCUUGCAACUAACUAUUAACGGUCGCUUAUAGAAACAUUGCCUAUUCGCGUAUUUCUGCUGGGGUCUACACCGUAGGCUAAUUCGCGUGAGAAUCUUAAGUUUUCUUAUUUUGACAUAAUAGCUAUUUUUCAAUAAAUAUAUAGAUGUUUUAAACUUAUUGAAUCAAUAUUUUAAGUUUCACGCCAGUUGUACCAAAGGAUUAUAUAAGCGCUAUAGCGCACCAUAAGUUUCAGAUGGCAUGCAACAUGUACGCACUGCGUACCUAUUUUUAAAACAUUCUGUGGAUCCAAAAUUUUUCAAAUCGAAAAGAACGUGUUUAUUCCUGAGAAAAAAUUUUUGGAUCACAGAAUUUUUUUUAAAUUGUCCUAAUGAUUGAGCAUACUAGAAAAAAACUUAAUAAAAUAAAAAUUGGGGGUCACCGACGUUGUUUUCGAAUUAAACUAGCUUAAAUGCAAAUUAGCAGCCAUUUUGAAACGUCAUUGUUGCCAUAGUAACCAUAGUUACGGACUUUUCCGUUACAGUUUCUGAUUCUCAACAUACUGUUCUAUACAAGACAUCUGGUUUCAUUCUUCUAUAAAAAUACCAAUGUACAAAAUUGUCGGAAAUGUGUCUUUUCCACUGUAAGGAGCCACCUUAAUUAAGCCAGUUGUGAAUCACUUCUGAAUAUUGUUUCGGUAUUUUUGUAAAGAUAUGGGGCAUGAUCUCUAUACAACAUCUCACAUAUUUUACGGUGAAUGUAAAAAGCGGGAUGACCGUGUGGGUUACUUAAGGUGAGGGUUGCGGUUAGGGUUAGGAUUGGGGUUUGGGGUUCAGUACUUUAGAGUCAAAGAAAAUAUCAAAAUUUGCGUUCGCAUGCCAUUCCGCACACACUUCACAUGUCAUUCCGCCUCACAUAUUUUGUUCGCUCCUCCCAAAUUUAUCCCUAUAUUUUCCCAAUGAAGAAAUUUCCCCUCGGGAGACAUACCGUACAUUCAGGUGACACUAUGAGGAAAUUUGUGCCAGCAAGGGGGGGGGGGAGUUUCUUUUUGUGGGGUAUUUAUAUGUUACAUGACCUCGUGCUAAUACUCUUUGUAGAUACAAUAUCCGUUAUGGUAGAGUAGAAGCAACUGAUGAAGAGGUGGAAGAUGCAGCAAGUGCUGCUGAUAUUCAUGAACGUAUUCUUUCUUUUACAAACCGUAAGUUGUUAUUGCUGUUGUUUCAGCUUGUUUUACCGUCAUACGAAAUCUGAUAGCUUUGGCACUUUUUCGCUUUGCUAUGCGUGUUUCUUUUUGACAAAAUUGUUGAAAGUUUAUUUGAGUUGAAACAUUACUCUCUGAUCGAGAUUUGUUUUUGCUUAUUUCAAUAUGCACAAUCUGUUAACGAACAUGAAGUAUUAACACAUAAUGCCAAAAACAACAAGAAAUGUGCAAGUGUACUUCGUCAGAGAGUAAUAAAAGGGCAGUGCAUUUUGAUGAGCGUUGUUAUCAGCACUGGCAGAAUUUAUGCAGUUGAAAAUUUUUUAAAGUAUCCAUUGAGAAAGAAGAAAGUAUUUUAUAUCAGACAUUCAGACUUUCAAAGAAUUAGGAUUGUUCGUACACGUUUGUAACUGAAUGAAUUUGCGUGCAGUUCCGAACUCCAUUCACAGUCGUGUGAACGUACUCUAAUACUUCAAAUUGAAAAUGUUGUUUCUUUUUGCGUCUGUAUCAUGGGACCUUGUAUUUAUCAUCUGUAGAAUACGAAACGUUGGUAGGUGAGCGAGGUCUGAAAAUAAGUGGAGGAGAAAAGCAACGUGUUGCUAUAGCAAGAACUAUAUUAAAAAACCCACCAUUAGUUCUUCUUGACGAGGUAAACAUUAUUCGUAUUAGUUUAUUUACUGUCCUUUAUUAAUAUCAAUUGUUUAAUAUUGUGCAUUUGCCAUACUUAUUUCAUAACCCAACUAUUUAAUAUGUCCAUCAGAAGGAAUAUUUUCUAUUCAAUUGAGUCAUAUUGAGCAAAGCAAAAUAACAUAUUCAGAUCCUGUGUAUAGAUGUAACUUUUGACAACUAUUUUAAUCAUGCAGUAUAUCUGUCAAGGUGACAUUCUUAAGAAAUAAACAUAUAUUAAGAAAAAGUAAAAUCUGGCGUGCAUUUAUGUAAAUCAGCAAAGAUAUAAUGCUACUUUAACCCAUUCUUCUGAAAUCUUUCAGGCCACAUCAGCGUUAGACACACAAACAGAAAGGAAUAUACAAGCAUCUUUAAGCAACAUGACCUCAAAUAGAACAACAAUUGUUGUUGCUCACAGGUACAGUAGCAGAACAAUUUUCUUAUAAAAUAUUUCACCCCAAAACAUAAUCUUCCUCUCAUAACGUACCAUUAACAAAAAUCCUCUCCUCUCCAGUUGUGCAAGAUUGAGUCUAUAGUUUCAAUAAAUAAAUCUGAUAAUACUACACCAGCAUUCUGGUUCAUAUAUAGAAACCACACAGUUUUCUUAUAAUGGAUUUUGUUUCAAAACAGUCUGAUGUGUGUUUAUGGUAGUACGGAAAAUUCACAUUGCAUAUUCCAUAAUUUAUAUUAUGUGAAAUUCAGGAUCUUUCAUAUGAAAUUUGACUUUCCAAAAUAUGUUUUUUAACAUGUAAAAUUUAAAGGUUUAUAUUAUGCGAACGUUGAUUUCACAUGUGAAAUUAUUAUUUAAUAUGUGGCAUUGAAAUAUUUCGGAAUUUUCAGCUGUGAAAUCGUAUGUGAAAUUUUGAUAAACUUCUGUGCAUGCAGAUAUUGUGCGCGAGUUCGCAGAAACCUAGUAGUAUAAUUUUUUUUCUGAAAUAGUCUUACGUUUAUUGUAGGCUUUCAACCAUAGUUAAUGCUGAUCAGAUUCUAGUACUCAAGGAAGGGGAUAUUGUGGAAAGAGGACGGUAAGCGCUUUUCCUUUAAAUUUUCCUACAAAUGUUUUUUUCAUCAAAGUGAGGAAGCUAUAAAAUGUUAAAAAAAAAUUAUUUUGCGGAUGUGUGGUAUUUUCCUGGAAAAAAAUGAUGAAAAUUCUGAUGUUUUAAGCGAAUUUAGACCUUUUUCUAUUCGUAAUCUAUUUCUAUUCUAUGUGAAUCGACAUACUGUAGUAACGUAAUUAAAAUGCAUGUAAUUGAUCUAUUUUGUCCGUGACUGGAUAAUAUAUAUAGCUUUUUACACUUGAAUUAGAAUAUUAUAGGGCUUGAAAGUUCGAUUGACGUUUAUUAAAAGAACCCCAGUUAGUCUAAGUUAUGUUAUAAUUAUAGUAUAUUUAUCUUAAUUUUCAUUCUUCUUCAACGAUUCAUUAUGAUUAUUUCCUUAUAGACACCAAGAGCUGUUGGAUCGACAAGGUAUAUAUGCAAAUAUGUGGCAACAACAGUUAACGGCGGAGCAAGCCGAUGAGAAGGAUAAUCAAGAAUAAUAUUUUCCAAUGGAACUACUGUUAAUCUUUAAAUUUAUUGGACUUAUAGCUGAAUAAUUGUGUAACAAAAAUUAAUGUAACAAUUUUUCAACCAUGAAAGCAUCGGUAGAAUAAAAAUUCAGCUGUAUAUUGCAUGAAAUUUAAAGGCACAAUUUAAACAAUCAUACUUUAUUUUCUUUACAUACUUUUUACAUACUUUACAUAGUGGCAAAUAUUAAGUUUACGACCAUCAUUGCAUGUUAAUCCGUCCUCCUUGCCCUGUAUUUUAAAAUAUCCCGGAACCUCCGUGCCCCGCAUUCUAAAAUUUCUGAUAGGAAAACUUAUACGGCGGUAGCGAAAAAAGGGGAGUCCAUAUUCAUCAAUGGUUUGCAUUUUGUUCUAUAAAAUACCAUGACCUUCUGUAAUGAAAUUGACAUAACAGGGCAGCCAUGUUAAAAUACGAUUUAAUAAUUGUUUUAGUAUAGGACCAAAUGAAAACCUCUGCACCGGACUCUUUUUCUAUGCACUUGUCUUAUUUACUCCUGCGGGGGAUCGAUGCUAUAUUUAAUAGUUAUUCUGCGAACUUGAUUCGUAUAUGAGCUAAAAACCGCUUGGCCUUGAAAAUUUGAAAUGUUUUUGUUUUACAACUCGAAGUGAAAGAAAUGGUUUUAGAAACGGUACAUCUCACAGAAAAGCUCAGAUAUAUUAUACAGAUGUUUGGUAGUAUAGUAUGCAUUUGCUUGUUGACUGCAAAUUUAUUUGUUUUUCGUUGCGAACGUUUCUAAACAAUUUAUAUUCUCGAUGAUGGUGUUAUUUUCGCUGGGUUUUUUUGUAUUGAUUAUUUUUAAAAAGCUUGUAUUUAAACUAAUUUCUAUGUAAUAAAU
Molecule: messenger RNA, 11999 nt
Organism: Paramuricea clavata
Lineage: Eukaryota; Metazoa; Cnidaria; Anthozoa; Malacalcyonacea; Plexauridae
Source: the annotation of a GenBank genome assembly